Messenger RNA from Perkinsus marinus ATCC 50983, 344 nucleotides. RefSeq lists its product as hypothetical. The annotation marks the transcript as partial. Lineage: Eukaryota; Perkinsozoa; Perkinsida; Perkinsidae. The record is from RefSeq and is a predicted model, not a curated record. The transcript is spliced from 4 exons.
AUGACAGAGAAGGCUGUGAAGAACUCGGCGGCGAGGCCAGCUGACACCCAGCAGCUUGCCAAGCAUUUAGCGAGGUUGCUCAUCAACCGAGCGAAGGCGUCUGGUGCGAUCACUGGACAGUGCAUAGCUACAGCAGGAGGCGGUUCGGUGAAUCUUUGGACGACCCUCACGGAUCGAAUCGUUAGGGGGCAAGGUCCGAUAUCAGUACCUGGUACGAUCAAGGCCUUGAUGGCGUUAGGGACUACUCAUGACUCAUUGGUCAGUAAGCGCCCUCUUACUAAGCUGGAAAAAGCAUCAGAUGUUGAGGAACUCGCUGAGGCCAUUGCACUGGCGACUGACCCUAG